AUAAUACGAUCUCCACAAGGGGAUCUUAUCCUUGAAGUGGAAAACCUUUUUGUACUUAUAGAUACUUCCACGGGGGGAAACAAAAGGUUUAUAAGAAUAAGAGGCUCUUGAAGGGACGCGGCUAAGUCUCAAGCAGCAUUUCCAAGAAAUAACUAGGUACUUUUCGGACGAUGGCUCUUUGUUGUUCUCCGUGACGCUCCAAAUUUACGAGGCCCCGUUCAGUUCUCUUGUUCAGUUCUCUCUCUCUCUGGCAUGCACAUCUAAGAAAAUACCUCGUAAAAGAUGAGCAUCUUUAUCAUCGUAUCAUAGUAGUGUAGUAGUCUUCUAUACUCCUGGAGUGGGUGCAUUCAUUCAUUCACUCUCCUGAGGGCGUGAAACGUGCGAGGCGGUCGGGUCGCGCGCGAAAUAAUAAUAAUAAUAAUAAUAAUAAUAAUAAUAAUAAUAAUAAUAAUAAUAAUAAUAUUUUCCGCACAAGAAGGCCAUCACUCCUUUUUCGUCUCGUGGCAAAUACUAUCAUCCUUUCUCUUUCCAUCACUCUGUUCCAUCACUCUGUUCCAUCACUCUGUUCCAGUACAAAUGGCCUUAUAAAUAUAUGUUCCAGUACUUUCAUUUGUAGAGCACUCAUUUCCUCGAUUUUCUUCAACCUUUCUGCUCUGUUUGAAACAUCUUCUAGAUCAUGGCUUUCUUCUAUCUCUUUCAUCCACCUGACUGUCUCUGUGCCACGUAUCUGUAGAUGACCGUCCUCUUUCACUUACUCGUCAUUAAUGCUGCGAUAUCUGUUUGCGUUCUUCUACAGCGCACGAAUCGGCCAUGCAGCCCUUUAGGGGAUAGAGGGCGUUAUAGAUUGUAGACAUUUAGGUAAGCCGUAAGUAAAGUUCGUAGUCCUUCUCCGGCUACGCUAAUCCGCUUGACAAGGCAGGUAAAACUGCGGACGGCGGACACCCUCCUAAUCCUAAUCUUUUCUGCUCCUCUCAUGUUCACAACCAACUACCAUCUUCCAAAUAGUUUCUCCAGAAAUUACAGGUCUUGUUUGUAUAGGAGUCGAUUGUGAUCAGAGUUGUUGCCUCAUAGUACAGCUGCUUAGGUAACCAAGGACGCAGAGUUGAAUCAACUUCCCUCAGCAUAGUUGUACUUUACCUAUCAAUUAUCUGUUGGUGAUGUAGUCAGCAACAUACUGCUUUAUUUAUUUGAUGAUGAUGAUGAUGAUGAUCUAUUGAUGCCUAAGGGCGCCGCGAGCGCGUGUGAGGCGAUAGGGUCUCGCGCGAACACAGUAAUGAUAAGGUUACUACUUCACAACAACACGAAAUCUUUACC
Molecule: messenger RNA, 1314 nt
Organism: Amoebophrya sp. A25
Lineage: Eukaryota; Dinophyceae; Syndiniales; Amoebophryaceae
Source: the annotation of a GenBank genome assembly